CUUACUGGCUUUUCCGUGGAACGACUAUAAAAAUCCAUGCGGUUCUCCCUCGUCGUCCCACGACUCUAAGAAGAACACAACAAUUUCCUCCAAAAAGCUCACCAGAUCCCCCACAGCCACUCGACCUUCCCUUCCCUCACGGUCAAACCACACCCACAACCACCGCUUUUUGUUUCCUUAUCUUCCCUCUAUAUAUCUCUUCGCUCCAUUCUUCUCCUCCUUCCAUCUCUCUUCAUACCCACAUAACGCAAAAAAGAAAAAAAAUAACCCUCUCCAUCUUGAAUCCAUCUCUCAAACCCAUCCGGCAGCAACCCUUUUUCCCCCCAGUUCUCAAAAUCGAAGACGGAUUUUGAUUAGCUUUGUUCUGGGUUAUUUUUUUCCCGUAGUGCAUGUGAUUCAGGGGAAGCUUGAUUGGAAAGGGAAAGUGGGUUGCCAAAGGGUGUGGAUUUGAUUUGAUUUUUGGUGGUUCUCGGUUAUUGUUUUUUUUUUAAUUUGUUUCCUUUCUCCGGUAGGAAGAAGGAAAGCUGGAGGGAUUUUCAGGGGAUAAUUCCAGGGUAGACAAGUUGUAGACAUCACGGCUAUUCACGGUGUAACUCGGCCUCUAGCUCAUGUCCGUUGUCGCAAGGUGGAUAUAGUGAUUCAGAGCAACCCUUCUGCGCACGGCGGUCGUGGAGCUUUGCCUUCUGAAGGCGGGAGCCCUUCAGAUCUCCUCUUCCUUGCCGGCGGUGGUUCCCUCUUCCCUUCGUUUUCUUUUUCCUUUUUAGUUUAGGAUUUAGAAGAUUUAUAAGUUUGGAAACCGAAAAAGUAGAAAUAGAAUAUAUAGGAUUCAAACAUAUUGUUUGAGAUCCUUUGUGGGUCGUGGAGAAUUUGUGAACAUCCCUGAGAGACAAGUUAAUAAAAAAAAGAGCUAAAAAGAUGAUGCUCAGAAUCAAGAGGGUUCCUACCGUUGUGUCGAACUACCAAAAGGAGGAGGGCGAAGACCCUGCUCGCCGCGGCGGAGGUUGCGACCGCAAUUGCCUUCAAAAGUGUUGCAUUCCAGGCGCAAAGCUUCCUCUGUAUACUUUCAAGAGGGUACAGGAGAUUCCCGGUGACAAGUGUGUUCUUGAGCAUGACGAUAACCAGGCUCCUGUUGCAUUCUUGGAUUCCCUCCUUCUUGGACAAUGGGAGGACCGCAUGCAGCGAGGACUGUUUCUCUAUGAUGUCACUGCAUGUGAAACCAAGGUGAUUCCUGGUCGGUAUGGCUUCAUGGCCCAGCUGAAUGAAGGUCGUCAUCUGAAGAAGAGGCCAACUGAGUUCCGCGUUGACAAGGUUCUUCAGCCAUUUGAUGGGAACAAGUUCAACUUCACUAAAGUUGGACAGGAGGAAGUGCUCUUCCAGUUCGAUGCAAGCAAAGACGGUGAAGUUCAGUUCAUCCCAGAUGCUCCAGUUGAUGCUGACACCUCUCCUAGCGUGGUUGCAAUUAAUGUUAGCCCUAUUGAGUAUGGCCAUGUGUUGUUGAUCCCGCGCAUCUUGGAGUGCUUGCCACAGAGGAUUGAUCGUGAGAGCUUUUUGCUUGCACUUUACAUGGCAAUCGAAGCUGGAAACCCAUACUUCCGCUUGGGUUACAACAGCCUUGGUGCAUUUGCUACCAUCAAUCAUCUUCACUUUCAGGCAUACUAUUUGGCUGUGUCAUUCCCAAUUGAGAAGGCUCCUACCAGGAAGGUGACAACAUUAGGUGAUGGAGUGAAGAUCUCUGAGCUCUUUGAUUAUCCAGUCAGGGGCCUCAUCUUGGAAGGCGGAAACACUCUGCAAGACUUGUCAAAUGCUGUCUCUGAUGCCUGCAUUUGUCUUCAAGAUAACAACAUUCCACACAAUGUCCUGAUUGCUGACUGUGGAAAACGCAUCUUUCUCUUGCCACAGUGCUAUGCUGAGAAACAAGCACUUGGCGAAGUGAGCAGUGAGCUUCUCGACACCCAAGUAAACCCUGCAGUGUGGGAGAUCAGUGGCCAUAUGGUGCUGAAGAGGAAGAAAGAUUACGAGGAAGCUUCCGAGGAGAAUGCAUGGAGGCUUCUCGCUGAAGUGUCUCUCUCUGAAGAGAGGUUUGAAGAAGUGAAAGCUCUGAUCUUUGAAGCUUGUUCCUACACCUUUAGCGAGAAUGAAGAUGAGCAUCACCUACCCCAGGGUGUCGGAGACCACAAACCAACUCUCGAAGAAACGGACUCAAUCAACAAAGGCGCGAACUGCAACAUCGUCUCAGGAACUCAAGAAUGUUUGGUUCUACAGUAAGGACUAGUUUUGCGGCCUGUCUUUAGUUCAAACCCCGUAAGAGCUUUGCUUGUGUAGUAUAUGGCGUGGCUGUAGCUUACUAAGAAUAAGAAAAACCAGGUUUGGUCGCUGUAGUCAAACUAGGUUUGCAGUUGUUGUUGCUACUAGAAUUUGUUUGCAUAUUGUGAUUGUUGCCUACCCUCGUGGCUGUACUAAGCGGGCGAGGGGCCUAUGUGAUCUGUAUGUUACCUCUGAGAUUCGAGGAUAGUGCGUUUGUUAUGGAAUCUUCUGUUAUCUUUCAAGAAUGGAAGCUUCAAUGAAGACUACUGUUGAAUGUUGAUGUCUUUUCUUCUUUUGCUUUUGUUCUUCUCGUUUAAAGGGAAGAAUCGUAUCAAGCUUCAAUGAAGACUAGUGUUGAUGCCUAAUAAGUAAUAACAGAUAUUUUCCCCGG
Linum tenue is the source of this 2695-nucleotide messenger RNA. The record is from the annotation of a GenBank genome assembly. Lineage: Eukaryota; Viridiplantae; Streptophyta; Magnoliopsida; Malpighiales; Linaceae.